Loxodonta africana (African savanna elephant) is the source of this 20323-nucleotide messenger RNA. It is a transcript of the gene PWWP2A, whose product is annotated as PWWP domain containing 2A. Lineage: Eukaryota; Metazoa; Chordata; Mammalia; Proboscidea; Elephantidae. The transcript has 4 exons. The record is from RefSeq and is a predicted model, not a curated record. Gene Ontology annotation, molecular function: histone binding; chromatin binding. Gene Ontology annotation, cellular component: nucleus. Bases 54 to 1889 code for a protein of 611 amino acids.
UGCCGCCGCCGCUGCUGCUGCCUGAGUUGGAGGAGGGAGAAGCCAGAGAGAAAAUGGCGGCUGUGGCUGCAGAGGCGGCAGCGACUGCAGCGACUGCAGCGUCCCCCGGGGAGGGGGGCGCCGGCGAGGCCGAGCCGGAGAUGGAGCCCAUCCCCGGCAGCGAAGCCGGUACUGACCCCCUACCGGUCACCGCCACUGAAGCAUCUGUGCCGGAUGGCGAGGCCGACGGGCAGCAGUCCGCUCCUCAGGCCGACGAGCCGCCGCUCCCGCCGCCACCGCCGCCGCCAGGGGAGCUCGCCCGCAGCCCGGAGGCGGCGGGUCCAGAGCUGGAGGCUGAGGAGAAGCUGCCAGUCCGGCUUGCGGAGCCGGCGGCUGCCGCGCCUCGGGAAGAGCCCGACCGUCCACCUUCUCCUGCACCGCCGCCGGAGCAGCUCCUGGCUCCGGAGGAGCGCGAGGAGCCGCCGCUGCCCCAGCCCGCAGUCCCGGUGCUCGUGCCGCCGGCGGGCGGAAACUCUGCGGUGUCGCAACUGAUUCCUGGCUCGGAGGUGCGGGUCACGCUGGACCACAUCAUUGAGGACGCGCUCGUCGUGUCGUUCCGCCUCGGGGAGAAGCUCUUCUCUGGUGUCCUUAUGGAUCUGUCCAAAAGGUUUGGGCCCCAUGGGAUCCCUGUGACAAUAUUUCCCAAAAGGGAAUAUAAGGAUAAACCUGAAGCCAUGCAGCUCCAAAGUAGUACAUUCCAAGAAGGGACAGAAGUCAAGCGAGAAGUGAAUGGUGCUGUUCCCCACGACCCUUCUCCUGCCCCACCUCCCGAGCCAACCCUGGCCGAAAGCCUGUGGACUUCCAAACCACCACCUCUCUUCCAUGAAGGAGCACCUUAUCCUCCCCCCUUGUUUAUCAGGGACACAUAUAACCAAUCAAUACCUCAGCCACCUCCCCGGAAAAUUAAGCGGCCCAAACGAAAAAUGUACAGGGAAGAACCCACUUCUAUAAUGAAUGCUAUUAAGCUACGACCCAGACAAGUCCUGUGCGACAAAUGUAAAAACAGUGUCGUUGCCGAAAAAAAGGAAAUCAGAAAAGGUAGUAGUGCAAGUGACUCUUCUAAAUACGAAGAUAAAAAACGGAGAAAUGAAAGUAUAACUGCUAUGAACAAAAAACUUAAAACUGACCAUAAAGUAGAUGGGAAAAACCAAAACGAAAGCCAGAAAAGAAAUGCUGUGGUUAAGGUUUCAAAUAUUGCUCACAGCAGAGGCAGAGUAGUUAAAGUUGCUGCUCAGGCAAAUACAUCAAGAGCCCAGUUAAGUACUAAAAAAGUGCUCCAGAGUAAGAACAUGGAUCACGCAAAAGCUCGGGAAGUGUUGAAAAUUGCCAAAGAAAAGGCACAAAAGAAGCAAAGUGAAACCUCUACUUCCAAAAACGCACGUUCGAAAGUCCAUUUCACACGUCGAUAUCAGAAUCCUAGCUCAGGUUCUCUUCCACCCCGGGUUCGGUUAAAACCACAAAGGUACAGGAAUGAAGAAAAUGACUCUUCUCUGAAGACAGGACUUGAGAAAAUGCGGAGCGGCAAGAUGGCACCCAAGCCCCAGUCUCGCUGCACCUCCACCCGCUCAGCAGGUCUGCCUCCAAUGGAGAUGAGAAUGGGGGUGGAAGGGAAGAGAAAUCCCUCAUCAUCAGAGAGACCUAUGUUAGCAUCGUCAUCUGGCUGCCACGUACACACCUCUUACCCUCCCGGUGUAGCUGCCGAGAAUGAGUGGCUCUUCUCACCACCCUCUGUGUCUAAACCGAAGUCGAGGAAGGCACUCCUCCCCACAAGGUUCAACAGCCACGUGUCUGGAGGUACUCUCGAAUGCAGAGGAUACACCAAGGAUUUGCCCUUGGUACCCGACAGUUGAGUGGAGCAGCCUUAGGGAUUCUAAAAUCAUCUGAUCAGUUUUAACUUUAGAUUUUUUUUUUUAACUGUUUAGAUAAAUGUUCUAUGUGGACAAAAAAUUUGACGUUGUAAAAUCAAAACAAAGUGGGACUACCAAUCGCAAAUUCAGAUUUUCAUGUUCUUCAAACCUGCCUAUUAUAAAUGCUAGACAUUUGAAUUUAUAAAAGAAAUUUAUACACAUACCACUUCUUUUUUUUCUAUAAUGUGGUUCCACGUAAGAUUUUUUUUUUUUUUUUUUUUUAACAAAGGGGUUCUAAUGCUUUGAAGAAAAAGGCAAAGUCACUAGAUUAGAACAGAGACAAAUAAUGAGGCAUCGAUCACCAUUAGUUGCUCAAAAAAGCUCUAAGCCUUUUGUGCGGCUAUGUCCAGGGCAUCUGCGCCCUUCUCACCACACCACUGACCAGAUCCUUAAGUCCUUUAAUGCUUUUUUACCUGGCUAUGAUGGCUACGGAAACCCUGGUGGCGUAGUGGUUAAGUGCUACAGCUGCUAUCCAAGAGGUUGGCAGUUCAAAUCCGCCAGGCGCUCCUUGGAAACUCUAUCGGGCAGUUCUACUCUGUCCUAUAGGGUCACUAUGAAUUAGAAUCGACUUGAUAUCAGUGGGUUUUGGUGGGAUGAUGGCUACGAGGCUCAUCAUCCUACAGAAAGGGACAAAACACUCUAGUGGCUGACCCUUCUUCUGAAAUCUGAAGCUAUCACGAUUGUCUUCUCUGGUUAACAAGGACUGUGGCCACCUUGGUCUCCUCUCCUGUUCUAAUGGUGGUAUUUGUAAGUGACAGGUGAGGAAGGAAGAUUAGAAAUGGUACUCCCCAUUAAUAAUUCCAAUUAGGAUUUUCUUUCUGAGGAGGGAGGUACACAGCUCUUCUUUCUAACAAAAAGGAAAUCAAGUCAGAGAGAGGAAAGAAAAAGCUAGUCAAGGAAUAAUGAACAAUGUGAGUAAGACCCCAUUUUGUUAGAUACCUACAAAACUUCCUAAGUGCCGAUGACAGUGCUGCGCGGAUUUUUACCUUUACCUGCUAGUCCUUCAGCAGAAGCUACCAUUCCUACAGGAGCCAGUGCUAAAAGUUGUGCAGUUCACUACAAAAACCUUGCUCAGAAAUUCUAAGGAAGUGGUAUUAAUUUGUGCUCAGUGUGUCUAGCCUCCAAGGAUCUCAAAGCACAUUAAUCACGGUCACCUCACCUGGAACAGAGAGGUAAAAACACCAAAAAGCUUUAGUGGGGCUGAACAUUCCACGUAGGGAGUGAUUUCUCCCUCGUAGGCUAGUUGGGCCUGGGCACACUGGAAGAGUUAAUAUUUUAUUGAUGAUCCUUGUAGUCAUUAAGAAAUAAGAGUCUAGACAUCCACACUAUUGACAUGUAACAACAACCUGACAUAUUACUUACCAAGCAACUGAAGCUGCUUAAGUCUGAUGGGAGUUUACUUCAGACAGAAGCAACUGAGGGAAUGAAUUCUGCUUGAAUGUUUCAAAUAAAGGGAAUGAUACAGGUAAAACUCAAAGCCUCGGAGACAGGAAACUUCCACUUAUCGAAUUUUCAAAGACAGAUGGGAGUUGUGAAACUGUCCGUGGCCAGUAAGAUUCAAUUUGCACCAGAAUCGUGAAACCCAGCUCAGCAGUGCCUCGUUACUAAAUGCAAGUACUUUUUUGCCUAAGUACAACAUCAUUAUUAUUAGUAGAAUAAGUGCCAAAAUGCUUUUCUCUCUUCUUUGAAGAGAGAGUACCUCUAAAAUAUUCUGCUCAAACGUGGUGUCAAGUUUAAUUAAAUAUGUAAAUUGAGGAAAGAGUUUUUUUUUUUUUUUAAAAAGUGGGGAAGGCUCCAGAAAUACCCUGAGUUUGAAGCUGCUUUCUUUGGAGUCUAAGUCUAUCCAUCGAGGACCAGAAGGUUCUGGACAGUCUAGGUUAAUGGUCUCCUCUCAGUCAGCUCUGAUAUCACAGUGAGCCUUAGGAAAUCUGUUCUCAUUCUCUGGGUAUUGAUGUCGGAAGGUAAGAUAUGCCCAGGCUCAUCUUUCAAGCCUAGGUGAUUGCAAUACAUUAGAUAUAAUUUACAUAAUAAAUUUAGAUCUUAAGCAGAGAAAUAUCAGACAGGUUAUACAAAAUAUGCUAGGCAGGUCUGUCUAGAAACCUUUACUCCCUUUAGUCAAGCAGGCUAUUCAUAAGAAUCUCUGAUUCCAACUAGAAAACGCUUUAGCAACUAACUAAAACAUGGAUCAAAUGAAGCCAGCCUCUGCCCCAUUCACAUCUCCAGUCCCUUCUCUUACUAUCUACUCCUAAUUCCUGCCCUUUCAGGUCUUCUCGAACACCAAACGGAUUUCUCAAUGCCAUUUUCAAAACAAAAAUUCUCUUGAUUCUACUCACGUGGUAUUGGCUAUAGUGACAACAUCCUAAUGAACUUAAAGCUGAAAAGUCAACUGUUUUUAUAAAAUUUGUUAUCUGAAAUAGAGGUUGGUGGUAUCCUAGGUUGGGAGUUAACUAUGGCCUUCUUGUGUGUGUGUGUGUGUGAAUAUAUGUUUUAUUUCUUUAGGGCAGGGAUUAGUAAACCACAGCCCUUAGGCCAAGUCUGAUCCACCACCCUUUUGAUAAAUAAUGUUUUACUGGAGCACAGGCUUGCCCAUUCAUUUACAUACUGCUUAUGGUUGCUUGUGAGCAAUAACAACAGAAUUGAGUAAUUAUGAUAGAAACUGAUGACCUACAAAGCCUAAAAUAUUAACCUAUGAACAGAAAAAUAUGCCAACUCCUGCUCUGGGGUAAAUACCCAGAAAUAGGACUGCUGGGUCGUAUAAAAAGUAUAUGUUUAUGUUUUUAAGAAAUUGUCAAACCAUUUUCCAGAGCAGCUGUUCCGUUCUCCAUUCCCACCAGAAAUGAACAAGAGUUCCGGUCGCUCUGCACGUGGGCUUCAGGGGGACUCUGUCAGCACUGCAUGUUGUCAGGAUUUUUAAUGUUGGCCACUCUAAUAGUUGUGGUGUGAUAGCUGUGUAGUGGUAUCUCACUGUGGUUUUAGUUUGCAUUUCCCUAAUGACUGAUGAUAUUGUACAUCUUUUCAUGUGCUUAUCUGUCAUCCUUACAUUCUCUUUGGUAAAGUGUCCAUUUUUUAAAAUUGGGUUACUUUGUCACUUCCAUUCUGUUAUUGAAUAUAUCCAGUGAGUUUUUUUUUUUUUGAUUUCAGGUAUUUUAUUUUUCACUUCUAAAAUUUCCAUUUUUUUCUUAAUUACUUAUAUUGUUAUUGAGAAUAUACACGUCAAAACAUACAAUUCAGUUUCUACUUGUACAAUUCAGUGAAAGAACUAUGGCGUUCUUAAAGGUAGGAAAAUUUUGCAAUAAAAACAAAAUGGAAGCUUGGUUUCUGAAAAGCUGGUACUUUCUCUAAACCACAGCAUUCCUACUGGAGUCAAAAAGGCUAAGGAAAAAAAAAAUGGCUAAGAAGUCACUAGUCCCACAGUUUUGCUACCCCCAACAAAAUGAAGAGCCAGAAUCUAUUUCUGACUGCCGUCUUUUUUUCCAGUGAACAAAAAUACUGACAGCCUCCAGCCCUGGUUCCCUAGAUAUUUAUGGGCUAGAAAAAGUAAGAGAAGCAAACUCACCUAACAUCUCUUCCUUUAGUCUUUCGUUACGUUCUUCAAUUUGCUUAGGCAAUCUCUGAGGGAAAAAGAAGAGAAAGAAAGGUUGGUGAAAACCCCUUCUGGUUUUAUUUUGAGAAAAACUACAAACAUAAUGUGAAAGUGACAUCAUUAAUAAAAGUGUGACGUAUUCCCAUUUAAGUAAAGAAGAAGGCAGGUAUUUAUGUUGGUGGUUGAGCCACUGGAGGUAGGAAGUUUGUUGGUUUGCUGACAUAUUCCCAGCUCUUAGGACAGCACCUAGCUCAAAGGAGGCCCUCAAGGAAAAAAAAACUGAUGAACAACGAAAUAAAUAAAAUUCUAUAUAUAUGUAUAUAUAAAUUGGACGAAAAAAUAUAGAUACAAAAAAACGUUGGAAAGGCUACAUGCUUGAUGUUUACACUGCUAUCUUUAGGUGGUGGGAUUAUGGGUGAUACAUAUAUUUUUAAUAUAUUUUGCUUCUUUUCAUCUUCUAACUUGAAUUCUCUCCUUAUAGAAUCUGAUUUGUUGAGAAAGGGCUGGAUCAAUCUUGAAUGUUUCUCAACAAUCAUCUAGCUCAGGACUUCUUACCCUCAGCUCUAUUAACAUUUCAGGCUGGACAAUUCCAUGUUGUGGGGGUUGUCCUAUGCCUGGCAGGAUGUUCAGCAGCACCCCACUUUGCCAACUAGAUGUCAGAAGUACCCUCCCAGUCAUGAUCAUCAAAAUGUGUCCAGAUGUUGUUAGAUAUCCCCGGGGACCAAAAUCGGGAUUGAGAACCACUAAUCCAGAUUAGAGUCUCUUACAGCCCCUCUUAGCUCUGUAAUUGGCCCCCAAAACUCUGGGAUUACAGAAAUAACUCGUUUAUAAAAAUUCUAAACAAAUUAUUUCUGCAUAUAGGUAUAAAAAAAGAUUAAAAGAGUAUCAGUUACAAGGUAUCACUGGCAAGAGCUAUGUUUAAAGGAUACUCUAAGGGUAUUUUUGAGAAAUUUCCAAAGUUACAAUCCACUGAAAAAUCAGAUAAAUCAUGCAUUUUUCUGCCAAGAAUCACAAAACUUUAUACACUGACAAACCCAAACUAGUUAGAAAAUAGCUAGCACUAUUUAAUGCUGUCAUAUGAAAUUAUCUGAGUAACUGUUAUGAAACUAAAAUGGCCGAACUGCCUCUGGAUUAUAAUGCUAGAUACUCUCACUUUUAACUGUAAGAGGAAAAAUGAUUCCAAGGUGGGGGGAGGAUACUAAGUUACUACGUUGGCUAAAAAACCAAAAACAUCGGUUUUGAUGAAUUCUUUCUACCUGGUGUCUGCUCCUUUAUUUUUGUCUUUUCAAUAAGAAGGCUGGCAAGCUAGCAAAAACCCCAGAAAUGCUGCUCUUUUCCAAUAGCUGCAUUUGUUUUUUUUUGCCCCAAGGAAUCCUGAACACAAAAGUUAGGGUUGGCAUUGCUGCCAUUCCAUGAAGCCUCAAGGAGGAAUACAAAUAAAUCCGUUUCAAGAGCAGCGAGGGUCAUCCACGAAUGAGCCCUGACUCAGACACAGAGAAGCAGGUGCGGAGCUGUGGUGAACUGGCGUAUGAGCACUAAGCUGCUCCAUACCAUACCUAAUGGAUACCAUUAAGAACUGUGUAACAGGAAAGUCUAUUUAUGGUCCAUCUUCCAAGAAUAUAGUCUGUUAAUCUAUCCGGGCAUGAAAGGAGUGACUUUAGUGAUGGAGGAGGGUUCCUGUGGCAUAAUCUGCCAUUGAGGGGAAAAAACAAUUUAGAGUUAGCCUAGGGCAGAAUUUUAAGCUCUCUCUCCUUUUUUUUUGACGGGGUGGCGAGGGGAGGAGGUGGGGAAUGAAAGGCAGGGAUGGUCAAGAAUCUUAGAGUUGUUAGUGACUAUUAACACUGGGAUACUAGACAACUCAAAUAACUUCUUAGGGCUUUCCAAUUUCCAACUUAUGGUCUGAGCACCUUCCAAUUCUGUUUGGCCCCAGAGACAACCCUGAUGGGAAAUGCUGACAAUGGGGUGGGUAUCAGGAUCAAAAGUAAGAAAGGUAGUAAAACAGAAAAGGGGCAAAUAUGAUGUAAAGAGGUAAUGAAAUAGGCUCUGCAUUUAGUCAAGAUGAGGAUUCUACCAGGCUGACUCCCCUGCAGAAAGCAACUAUAAAAUCUGGACAUUAAAAAAAAAGCUACCUGAAGGCACUGGAGAAUGAACAGAAGUAAGCAGAGUCUGAAGGGAGUACACUCUUAAAGGGGGGAAGUUGUAUGAAGUGAGUUUCCAUUUUUGAGGCUCUGGGCCAUGCACAGUGAAUACAGUGCACAGGGCAUGGUCCCUGGUGGAAAAAAAUACAGACUUUCUAGCCUGAGGAGGCAAAAAACUGAAUCUGUGGAAACCAGGGCUGCUGGAACGCAUGGGGAGAAUACUGGAAGGGAAAGAAUGAGAGAGGAGAUCCCUAAAUUCUGUCUCUCCACAUCUCUGACUGACGUAGAACAGACUCAAAGCAAAUCAGCUAAAGAGAAAAGAUUAGAGGUCAAAUCCAACAAAGGUAGCUGCCUGCUAAGAACUAAUACUCAAUGGAGAAAAAUUACGGAAUCCAGAGUCUUCAUGAUUUAACAUUCAUAAUGUCCAGAAUACAGUCCAAAAUUACCCAAAAUACAAAGACCCAUGAAAAUGAAACCCGUUCUCAAAAGAAAAUCAACUGAUACCAAUCCCAAGAUGACUAACAUAUUAAAGUUAGCCAAGAUUUUAAAGUGGUUAUUAAGUUAUCCACAAUGAAGUAAAACAAAACAUGCGCACAAUAAAUGAAGAAAGAAAUUGCACCAGAGAAAUAAAAACAAUAAAAAGAACCAAACAGACAUUCUGGAGAUGAAAAAGGCAAUAUCAGAAAUAAAAAAAUUCACUGGAUGGACUUAGAAAUUGAGUGGAGAUAUGAGCAAAAAGUAAGCAAACUUUAGAGUUACAGAAAUAACCUAAUGUGAAGAAAUGAGGAAUGAAAUUGGGAAAAACAACGACGGUGAUGACAAAAAUCCCCAGAGAGCCUCAGGAGCCUAUUAGAUAAUAUCAAAUGGCCUAGCAUAUGUAUAAAUGGAGUUCCAGGAGGAAAGAGAGAAAGAAAAAAGGGGCAGAAAAAUUUUUGAAAAAGUAAUGGCCAAAAUUUCCCAAAUUUGAUGACAUAAAUUUAUAGAUAUAACAUGUUCAACAUGAACACUAAGUAGGACAAACAUGCCAAGGCACAUCAUAGUCAAAUUGAUGAAAUCCAAAAAUAAAGAGCAAAUCUGGACAGCAAGAAGAGAAAACUGCACAUUACACAAGGGAACAGUGACUCAAUUAAUGGUUGACGUCUCAUCAGAAACAAUGGACGUCCAAAAGAAAAUAGAACAACAUUUUUAAAGUACUGAAAGAAAAAAAAAAAAGUCAGAAUUCUUUAUCAAGUGAAAAUACUCGUUAAGAACGAAGACAUCUGGAAUGAUUAAUUUUUUUUUUUUUUAAAUGGACAGUGGUGACAGCACAGUGAAUAUCACUGAACUGUACACUUAAAACUGGUUGAAAAAACAAAAAUUUUUUGUGGAAUAUAUUUUAUAACCCCCCCCCCAAAAAAAUUAAAGUCAUUUUCAAACAGAAGGAAACCGAGAGAAUUCAUCACUAGCACACCCACACUUUAAGGAAUGCCAAAAGGAGUUGUUUAGGUUGAAGGGAAAUGGUGCCAGAUGGAACCUCAGGUCCUCAAAAAGGAAUGAAGAGCUUUAGAAAUAGUAAAUAUCUCGGUAAAUAAAAAAGACUUUUUUGGGUGGCUUUUUCCUCCUUAAGUUCUUUUAUAAUACACAUGACUGUUAAAAAAUUACGCUGUCUUGUGGGUUUAUAAUGUAUAUAUAAGUAUGAUACAUAUUAUAACAAGGUAUCAUAAAUGACCUCCUUUCACAGAAGGCUUAGAACUAGUUUGAAAAGGCUAACGGCUACCAAGAAUAUAGUCAAGACUUUAAGAACUCUGCUCUCUUUUCCCAUGCCAAAUUUAAGUUAACCCUGCCAUUCAGGGAUAUGCUAAAAACUCUGAUAAAAGUUUAAAACUGGUUUCAAACUGCUUAUAUAAUUAUUCAAACCAGCCUGUCUCUCAUUACUCUAUUUCUAGAUAAAUAAAAGAUGUUAUUACUGAAGGUAUUCAUUCACCUGAAGUGUGGUUAGAAAAGAAGAAUCAUGUAUUAAUGCAGAGAGGUCAAUCAGCAUUUUCCAGAUUUGCUCCAUGGCAUAAAGGUCCUAUGAAGUAAGUAGGAAACUUUGUACAGUAAGGGCUCCAAAGCCCUCAGGAGCCAGACAGGAAAUGUAAACGAGUAGAGGAGUUGGUGUAAGACGACAGGAAGUGGUGAGGUCAGUGUUGGAACUGAAGAGUUCUAGCUGAAUGCCAGUGUACAGGAAUUCUAGAAGGAUCCAGGGUGUCCAAAUCUUCCAAUUUCAAGGAGUCAGACUGAGAGUCUUAUAUGGUGAAAUUUUCUUAUUUUAAAAUGUUGAACCCUUGCUUCAUUUAAAAAAGUUGGGUGGAAAUAAAAAAUGUUUCUGUAGCCUUCUCUUGUUUAGCUUUUGGUUGGCACUCUCCUUUAUAUAUUGGAGAUUCAUGAUGGACCUCUCCAUCCUAAUGGCUCUCUGAAAAGUCUGGCAGUCAAAAAAACCUGUUUAACUUGUUAAAGCAAGUGUUUCUCAAACUUGUUUGAACAUCUAUUACUUUCGGGCACUAACGCAUACACAUCCAAUUCUGUAGCAGACACAUUAGUACUAUUUCACUCUGCAUUAGAGAUGAUCAAGAGUGGUGACAAAUGUAAAAGGGCAUCUGGAAUUAUUCUUAAAGGGGGAAAAAAUCAAUAGUGUUUAGCUCAUUUACAACUCAGAAAAAAAUGGUUACAAGGUUUAGAAGCAAAAGGGCUGGGAGUGCCAAUGAUAAGAAUAAGAGUCAUUCUAGGAAGAUAAGAAGGUUAGUCUGGGAGAUAUUCAACUGGAAUGGAAAAAACUGAGGGUAUGGACUAGGCAUAUGACAACAGAAUAGAAACUGGGAGACUGAAUAAUGAAAAGAAAAACAGAAAACCUUAAGUUUAUUACAUAUAAUACCAAGAAUCACUUUGGACUAAACUAUUUAACUCCAGUGGAGAUUUCCCUAGUACAAAAAUGAAACAAAGGUUUUGUAAACGUACAAUCACUUUUAGAAUGGAUAUUAAGGAUACUGUGUCCCAAAGGAUUAUUUAAAAUUAACUGAGUAGCAAGACAGGGAAUAGAAGAAAAGGAAAAAACAAAAAAAUACGUGUAUAUAUAUUUAGGUUUUACCAUACAAGCUUCUCUUGCUUGAUGUACUGACGGAUCUUUUUCUAAUAUAGAUUUAUAGUCUUCCAAAGCUUCAUCCAGCUUGUCUGUCUUCUCGUACAACUCUGCCCUCCUCAAUAUUGCCCUGAUAUAGCUGGGGUUUAACUGAAUUGCUGUAAAAGGAAAAGAAAUAAUUGUUACCAUGAAGAAAAAGGGCCCAUACACCUUUGGCUAUGUAAAAUUUCUUUAUCAACCAUUCCCCAAUGGUAUGAAAGGAAGAGUCAUCUGUCAAAGUUGACUGCAACAGGUUUGGUUUUGGUUUGGCAUACCUGGGGUUGGCAAACUUAUUCUGUAAAAGGCAAGACAGUAAAUAUUUUAUGCUUUGCAGGCCAUAUUAUCUCUGUCACAGCUACCGAACUCUACUAUAGCACAAUGGCAGCCACAAUCGUAAAUAAGUUCAGCUGUGUUCCAAUAAAUUUUUUUUUAAUGGAUACUGAAAUUUGAAUUUCACCUAAUUUCCAAAUCACGAAAUAUAAUAUUUUUUUUCUCCCUUUAAAAACGUCAAAAUCUUUCUUAACCUGUGGGCUGUACAAAGACAUGCGGUAGCUGGAUUUCACCUGUGGGCCAGUUUGCCGACAGCUGGUCUAGACCCCAAGUCCUGACCUUUGCCUACUUGUCCUUGGCCUAGAGUAGGCCAGAAUGCACAAGUGCACAGUGAAAGAGUGAGAGAAUGUCAAGGUGGCAAACUCUGCUCCCAUUUUUUUCCUAGGCCCUGACUACUGCGGUUACAUUUCUAGCUAAACUCUCAUUAUUUCCUCAAACUACUGCUCCAGCACCAUUAGGUCACUGAAGCACAGUAUGUUUUCCUUUAUCCAGCAACAAUCACUCUUCUAAAACUCCUUUGAACAUUUUUUAUUAAAGUACAUCACAUUCCCUCCAAUCCACCCUGAGUUGUUCUUUUCUGUUAGAAUGCAACACCAUGGCUCUAGAACUUUCCUUCUUUUUACAUCAUAUACCCUUAAUUUUUAUUUGUUCCUUUUUUCAGUGAAUAUUUAUUUAGUAUCUAAUAUGUAUAUCUAAUGUAGUGUAUCUUUGGGGAUAUAGCGGUAAACAAGAUAGACCUGGUCCUUAUAGUCAUGAAGCUUUGUGCUAUUUCAGUAGGCAAGAGCAGACAGCACACAGGUAAAUAAUUUUGGAUAGUAAUAGUGCUGUGAAGAAAAACAAAACCAGGAAAUAUGAUUGUGAGCGAAGGGAGAGUGAAGUAACUUCAGAGUGAUCAGAGAAUACGAAGAGGGAAUAUUUGAGGGAGGCCAGCGAUUUGAAAGGACGAGGAGGAGGAGUGUAUGGGGACUAACGUGUAAAAGUUCUAAAGCAAGAACAACCCUGCAUGUGGGUGUCUAGGCUGGGGGCGGGGAACAGAUGAGGGUAAAAAUAUAGGUAAGGACCUGAUCAUGCAGGGCCUUGCCGGCCAGGGAAAGGAGUUUGGAUUUUUCCCUAAGUGUGAUGAGAGCCCACUGGAGGGGUUUCAAGCAGGUUAAAGACGUAGUCUGGUUUAUAUUUUUAAAGGAUCACUUUGAGUCCAAUGUGAGGGGUAAGAGUGGAAGCAGUGAGACCAGUUAGAAGGCUACUGAAAUGGUCCAGAUAAGAGAUGAUGUCGGUUUGCUCUAAGCUAGUAAUAGUGGAGAUGGAGAAAAGAGGUCAGAUUAAGUAUAUGUUUUUGAAUUAUAGUCCAUAAAAAAUCAAAAACCAAACCCGUUGCUGUCAAGUUGAUUCAGACUCAUAUAGGGCAGGAUAGAACUGUCCCACAGGGUUUCCAAGGAGCGGCUGCUGAUCUUUUGGUUAGCAGCCAAGCUUUUAACCAUUGUGCCACCAGGGCCCCAAUUCAUUAACCACAUGGCAUGAAAGAAAGAGAGCAAACAGGGAUGACCCCAAGGGUUUUAGCUUCAGCAAGUGAAUGGACAGUGAUGCCAUUUAAUAGAAUGGAAAAAAACUGAGGGGGAAAGCAAGUUGUGUGUGUAUCUGCGUGUGUGUAUGGGGUGGGGGAAAGGGAGCAGCACCACAGUUCUGUUCUAGCCAUCUGAAAUUUGAGGUGCCUUUCAGACAUCCUAGAAGAGAUGCCAAGUUUGCCACAGGAUACAGGACUCCAGCAGAAGGGAGAAGUCAGAGCUUCAGAUAUAAACUUCAACAUGUAUAUGGUAUGGUAUUUAAAGCUCCAGAACUGGAUGAGAUCAUUUAGGGAAAAAAUAGAAAAAAAGAAGAGGGCCCAAUGCAGGGUUAAGGUCUGGGGGCUUCUAACAUGUUGAGGUUGGAAAGAAAAAGCCAGCAAAGGAGAAUAAGAAGAAAUAGCCAAUGAAACAGGACAAAAACAAAACAUACACAAAAACUAGUGAGAGUGUGGUAUAACCAAAUUCGAGAGAAAACAUUUCCAAGGAGGAAGGAAUGAUAAAACGUAUUAAAUGUUUCCGAGAGAUCAAGCGAGACGAGGAUAGAGAAGCAACUAGAGAACUGGGCGACGUCAAGUGGCUGAUGGCCAUUACAAGGCCAGUUUCACUGGCAUGGAUGAAACUGAAGCCUAAUGGAAGUGCAGUGAGAAGAGGAUGGGAGAAGACAGUAGAGAAGAUUCUUUCAGUAAGCUUUACUGUGGAAGACAUCAGAGAAAUCGUACUGUAAUUUGCAGGGAAUACUGGGUCAGGAGACGCUUUUUUGAAGAGCCUAAACCUUUUGACAAUUCAACUUUAUGGGCUCUGUCUGCCAAUGUCUCUUUGACCAGUACAUCAUAUCCUCUUAUAAUAUUCCCAGUUAGGGUAUCACAAUAUCCAUAGGAAAAACAAUCCGAGGAUCGCUACUGAAUCUUUUUAAAAACUGAAUCCCCUAAUUUACAUUUUAACCCAGAUACCCCCACCUCCCCAACUAGUGGAUAGCUUCUAAAUGUACAAAUAUUUGUUGAAGAGCAGGAAUUUUUCCAAUUAGUUUAUAACAUAGCAAUCUAACAUGUUAUUUUAUUUCCCAAUCUAUACAAAGAGAAUGAAUUUAAACUUCAUACCAAGGUUGAAAACCGUAAGGUGACUGGGGUAUUAAAUACUGUUCCAUGACUAUUAGUAAUGGACUCCACCAUGACCCCAGAUAUAAGCUGUCCAAGUUCUUUCCUAAGAAGAUGUAUGAACUGAGUGUGGGCGUGAUGUGUGUGUGUGUGUGCAUACGUUCCUGAAUGCAAACAAACCGUACUAAUGUCAAUAUACUUUGCCCAUGGGUAUAAUGCAUGCUGCCUGUCGCAAGUAUGUCUAAGCAAAUAAAUAUUGGUUUAACCAGAUCCAGUAACAAAUUUGGAAAAUGCUUUGGUUGCAAGUCUUCCCCUCAUUUUCUUGGCAGGCUCCAUACACUCACGGCUAUAGCUAGAAAUGAACUGUUUCCUCAUCUGUGCUAAUCAAGCUUAUAAGGUAUUUUCUCACUAUUUCGUUACCGGGAAAGAAGCUCUGAAAAUCAGCAGCUUGUUCCUAAUUUAAACUCUUCAAAUCCAUACACCUCACAUAGAAAAGGUAGGUUAAACCUUCUCCUGAAACAAAACAGUACAUUCAGGACCAGUUUCAGCCCAAGAUGAUAAUAGGUCAGAAGCAGUUUGCUAGACUCUGAUAAAGUAAUAGUUUCAUUCAGAUACUAUAAAGAAAUUCUAAGUAUUUAAAAAAGAAGGAAAGUCAGUAAGAAGGUGCUAAAUUAAUGUAGAGAAAAAAACUGAAGAAGUUGGAAGCUGGCAAAAUUGUCACGAAAGGAGAGACUGGAAGGGCUGACUCAUUAGGGGGAGAGCAAGUGGGAGAACGGAGUAAGGUGUAUAUAAACUUAUAUGUGACAGUCUGACUUGAUUUGUAAAUGUUCACUUGAAGCUCAAUAAAAGUUAAUUAAAAGAAAAAAAAAAACUGAAGAGGGGGUUCACGCUUAGGGUGAGAGGAGGACUAGAUAACAUAUAAGGUUCUUUCUAACUCUAGGAUUCUCUCAGAGACUAUCCAAAGAAGGAAAGUAGAAAAAAUACAAAACCCAGUAAUUAGCUAGAAAAACUAAUAACAGUAGUAACAGAGUAAGGAAAAGUGAUCACGUGUCUUCUCCAUACCAAGGUGGUUAGAAAGGCAAGGUAACUAUCUGGCCUAUCGGGAAAUUUUGAAACCAACAAACAAACCCAAUAGGGAUCCUGAGUGUCGGGGUGACUCCUUAUAAAUUGGCAGGAUGGAAAGACCUUAAUGAAACUCAAGUAUCAGACAGCAAAGGCUUAAUUCAGUACGUAGAACCUGAAAGAAUAAUUAAAAUGAUGGGAAGCAGUACAUCUGAAGACACCACCACUUCACUAACAGAAGUGUCCCUCAGGAUGGCUGCCCCGAUCCCCACACAGGUCCAGGUGACUUAACAGCAGCUAAGAUCUUCCAUUUGAAUCUCAAAGGGAAGUAAUUUGGAAACUACAGGAAGGAAAUUCCAUUUCAUGAGUGUCUGCUACCCAAGUGGCUUUGAAUUCUUCCUCACAUAUUUACUAAUACAGGAGAACUAUCCAUUGAAAAACAUAUUACACUAAGAUGACUACUACACAGGAUCUCUGAAAAUACUGAAAUAUAAACCUCUUAUUUACAAGCCCCAGAGGAAGGGUAUACAGUAUGAGUGCACACCUGAUGAAAAGUCUCUACUGGUUUGCCUAGCACAAGUAAUGCUCUUGUAUGUCAACAUGUAACAAGACAAAGAAGGUUGUACCUUUGCUGCAGUCACUGAUAGCCAUCUCUUUCUUGUCCUAAAAGGAAACACAACAUUAAUAUGUGUCACCCUAGUUCUAUCUUUAGUGGCUCAAAGGCUCAAUGACAUGAGCUGAUCAUUAGUAACUACUAAUGGAGAUGCAGAACGCUCUUCAAAUCACAAGGAAACAUGCAUGUUACUUCUAAGCUAGAACUCAAAAUUCCAUGGGGGCAGCUCUGACUUGAAAGCCUCCUGGUAACAAAUUAUUUAAGUGGCUUCUUUCCUAGAAUGUCUCUAAAAAUUGUUGUAGUUAACCUAUUCCAUUGGUGAGACACAUUAGAAUGUUGAGAUUUAGAAACUCUGUGAUUUAACCAGGGCAAAUGACUGAUCUAUGAAUAACUGAAUUAAUUAUCCUCGUCCUUGGCUGGGUUAGUUCUUAUACUAUCAAAGUGGUAUCUUCCAAAAGUAUACAGAUGGUCCACCUACUGAUACACAGAGCGUAGCCUGUCAUGUAGUCUUAGUUAUAAACCUUAAUUUGCAACAACUGAUGAAACAAAAAUACAAAAUAAUUUACCAAGUAAAAAACUCGCUAACUAAUCUAAUUUGCUGAGCCUAUUUUUAUAGCAUAACAAACACUGGAUGUUAAAGAACGGGAGUCUAGUUCCAGCUUGGAGCCUGACCUGCUGUUUAACUUGGCCAUGCCACUUUGCUUCUCUGGGGUUCAAUUUCUCAUCUAAAAUACAAGCAGCCUGGGCUGGAUGCUAUACAAGAUGUCUUCCAGCUCUAAAAUGUCUACUUUCCCCCAAAUUAGAGGUUUUCUACAAAAUUACAGAAACAAUUUAGUUCAAAUAAGUGUCCAAUACUCCCGUAAUUUCUACUGUAGCAAAUACUAAAUAUUGUGCAGAAUGUUUCAGAGCAAUGUCUACCCAAUUGUGCUUCAAAACCAGUUCCAGGAUCAAGUCUGGGAACCAGUAAUUCUACGAUAUUUCUUCCAGUGCUCAUCAUACUCAUUCAUACGUUAAGAAGUCCUGCAAUAAUGAAAUCUGUGUAACUUUAUGUAAAUAGGUAUUUUUCAACUUAACCAGAUUUCCAUAAAUCUAAGACACGUUUUCAUAUUUUAAAGUUUCUGAAGUAGGAAUACAUCUUUACAAUUCACAUGUACAAAUGUGCUGGUAUUUUUUUCUGCCCCAGAAGCUAUUAUUGAGCUGCAGUGCAUCUUACCAUCAAUUGGCCUCUUUAGAUCAAGAAAUUGUAGUAUUUUACUGCAGAAUGCUUUGACACUCACCUAUUAACACCUUACGGGACCCAGGUAUUAUCUGUCACUUAGACUAACAGUCUCCAAAGUGGAACGUAUAAAAAAAAAUUAGAACUUAUUUACCAUCUUUUUAUAACAUAUAUAUACAAAAUAACAUAUAGUGUAUACAUGUCUGUGUAUAUUGCAUGGAAGUAUCUAAUGUGUGUGUGUGUAUAGCUAUGCCAAAUGUGUUGGCUGUUGAGUUCACGAACACACAUGUGCAUAAUGGCAUAAUGUGUAAGGAUGGUGUAAUGUAUAUAUAGUAAAACCUGCAAAAGCUGGACCUGUAUAAGCAGAAACUUGUCAGAGCACGAAAAUUCAAAUAUUUUCCACUAAAACAAGCAAUAGAAAAGCGGUAAGACUGCAUUCUGUUAAAGGUGGAAAACUUGAGAGAUCCAGAAAAACAAGGUGGUCCUGUUGAGUUCCAUGCACAGGUUUCACUGUAGUUUAAAAACAUGUGAAGCCUACUCUUUCAGGGGUAUCUGCACUUCUGUGGCUAGCCCCAGAGGUUAACACUCCCUUCUCAGUCCAGUCUGCCUUCUCUCUCUCUAGAUAUGAAACGUAAGGCUUAGCCAGGGAUGCUCAGUCACGAAUGCCAAGCCUGCAGACCUGCCUUUCAGAAAUUCUACCCCUUAACCCAUCACAUUCUUGAAAAACUCAGAAUAUGCUCCUUAACUUGCUCCAGGGCAUUAACACUGGAAGUUUUCAAGUGUCUAAUUUUAUAGUCCUCUUAAAGCACUGGAAACCCUGGUGGUGUAGUGGUUAAGAGCUACAGCUGCUAACCAAAAGACUGGCAGUUCAAAUCCACCAGGUGCUCCUUGAAAACUCUAUGGGGCGGUUCUACUCUGUCCCAUAGGGUCACUAUGAGUCGGAAUUGACUCAAUGGCAAUGGGUUUGUUUGUUUUCUUAAAGUAUUAAGAGUGUAACUUGGAAGAACAAAACAAACAAAAUCCCACUAACAAACUAUCCUUGUACAGGGACUAGAGCCUGUUGUAUACCCUAUGACGCAUGCCAGAGAGGCUGCAUGUGCUUUCCCCGACACUCAUGCCUCCGCCUGACACUCUCAAAAAAGAGAACAAAGUAAGCAGCCUCGCACUACCAGACUUCAGAACCUACUAUACAGCUACUGUAGUCAAAACAGCCUGGUACUGGUACAACGAUAGACACACUGACCAAUGGAACAGAAUCGAGAACCCAGAUGUAAAUCCAUCUACCUACAGCUACCUGACCUUUGACAAAAACCCAAAGUCCAUUAAAUGGGGGAAAAGACAGUCUUUAACAAAUGGAUAAAACUGGAUAUCCAUCUGUAAAAAAAAAAAAAAAAGAAAGAAACAGGACCCAUACUUCACACCGUACACAAAAACUAAUAUAAAAUGGACCAAAGACCUAAAUAUAAAACCCAAAACUAUAAAGUUCAUGGAAGAAAAAAUAAGGUCAACACCACAGGCCCUAAUAUAUGGCAUAAACAGCAUACAAACCAUAAUUAACAAUAUACAAGCACCUGAAGAUAAGCUAGAUAAAAUGGGAUCUCCUAAAAAUUAAACACUUAUGCUCAUCAAAAGACUUCACCAAAAGAGUAAAAAGAGAACGUAUACAUUGGAAAAAAAAUUUUGGCUAUGACGUAUCUGAUGAAAGUCUAAUAUCUAAAAUCUACAGGAAAAUCCAACACCCCUAGAGGAAAAAAAAAAAAAAAAAGAUCUGAAGUUUCCAUCAGAAAUGGCUUUCGACUUCAGUUAGGGAGAUUAUUUCCCUAACAAUAAAAAAAUCAGGUCUUGGGAACUGAGAUUUUGGGAUGGUAAAAGUUUCAUACAACUUCUUCCCAAAAGUACAACAGAAGAACAAACCCAAGUCCUAAGCAUGGCAGAGCUAUAGGAAGAGUGUGGCUCCCUCCCAACUAGUCUAUCUUUCAGUCAGCAGUUUUCAACUGUCCCCAGCCGUGGUAAGUUGGCCUGUUGUCUGCCACAGCACCUUGUUUCCUAAUUGCUAAAGGAGAGUAUUAACAGUAUUAUGGUAAUCACUAUAAGAAUAACAUGCUUUCUCAUGAGAGAAUUAAGUUACAGUUAGCUUUGGGAAUUUCCUAUAACUCACAGCCUUUCCUUUCUAUGCCAGAGUCUGGCCUGUGGAAGAGUACUGCCCACGAGAAAGUCAUGAAUGUGUAAGGAAAAAAGGAUCCUACAGGAAAACUGUCAUGAAUUUAAAAGCAAGGUGACCAAUUAGAAAGCACUGUCAUUACCCAAGCCUAGAUAUUGUGAGGACAGGGAACAGAGAACAAGAGGCCAUUUUAAAGAAGGGCUUUAUAAAUAUAACAAUUUUCCAAAAACCUAAUGUUAGCUGACAAUUAGAUGGUCUUCAAGAAGGCCACCUUCAAAAGGUUUACAAAUAGGGGAUUAUGAGUUUCCUUGUUGGAACUUUAUUCUAUUAGCCCAACUAUAUUUUUGAACAUUCACAUCCUCUUCUCACUACGAAAGAAAAGGAAAAAAAAUAGCUGGGGCAGGAAUUCUUCUUUUCCAUUAAGAUCUUGAGGUUUAAAGUGGUAUUUCCUGAGUUCAGAAAGUUAUUUAUAAGGAUUCCUCCAGAAGAAGAAACUUGAAACACAGUCACAAACUAAAUAAUCAUACCAGGCUCCAGAUUUCUACAAAGGAGUUCCUAGAAUAUUAGGUAUCAGCUAAAGAGGAUCUCCAGGGAUGCACAAGCUCUGAUAGCCAGAGAUACUUCACAAGAAAAUUUUUAUGUGUAUGUGUAUUUUUUUGUGGCUGAGGGUUUCCAUAAAAAAGAAAAAAAAUUUCCUUUUUUUUUUUCUCUUUAGCUUUUAUCAAAUUCGUAAGGGGGUCUCUAUGUCCAAGAGUGAGCACCACUGCUUUAACUGUAGUAUCCAGUCAUAGCACAAUUCUCUUUAGAGUUUACUCCUCAGAUAUGGUAGACAAAAUAUUAGAACUCAAGACACGUAUGCUAGUGCAACACUACCAAUGGUAAUAACUUGGCAACUGUGGAAACAAAGAAUCCCAAGUCCUAGGAGCCAAAUAGAUAUGGUGUAUUUUCUCUGACACUGAAGGUAUCCCUUAAUCCCAUUUUCACAACAACAAAGAAUGUCUCAAGAUGGAGAAGCAAACGUGAAAGACCAGAAUUUUCCAGCUAAGUGUAAAAACUGUUAGGUCCAAAUUCUGUUGGUAGACUACCUCAGUGCAUAUUGUUUUAAAUAAACUAAAAAAAAAAAAGUUUUAUUUUCUCUGAUGCAAAAUAUCUUUUUGUAUAAACCCAGAACCCAGUGCCGUCGAGUCGAUUCCAACUCACAGCGACCCUAUAGGGCAGAGUAGAACUGCCCCAUAGGGUUUCCAAGGAGCGCCUGGCAGAUUUGAACUGCCGACCCUUUGGUUAGCAGCUGUAGCACUUAACCACUACGCCACCAGGGUUUCCGAUCUCUUUGUAUAUACUCUCUAAAAUUAUUUCUUCUCUCAUGCCACGGGAACCCUUCCAAAAAUACCUCAUCUUGAAGAGGGAAUCUAAUAAUAAAAUACACAAGUCCAGGUUAAAAAAAAAAAACCCAAAACUUAUGUGUGUCCAAGAAUUCAAGCA